CAAAUUAUUUCAGCGCCUCCAUCAUUCUCGUUCUCAACUCUGAACUUGCCCUCUCUCUGCGCGACUGCAACAUCAGAAGAAGAAAAGAAUGGAGAGGGAGAUGAAGAAGAAAGGAAUGGGGAGAAGAAAGGUAGAAAUAAAGAAAAUUGACAAGAAGAAUAAAUUGAUGGUCUCUUUCUCCAAACGGAGGGGAGGGUUGUUCAAUAAAGCCGCCCAGCUAAGUGCGUUGUGUGGUGCGGAUGUUGCGGUCCUCGUCAAGUCACCCUUCGCCGGGAGGAUUCAUUGCUUCGCAACCCCGUCCAUGGACGCCGUCCUCAGCCGGUUUCUCUCCCAAAAUCCUAGUGAUCAGGAGGAAGUCGUAUGUAAGAAAGAUGAUGAAGAAAAAGUGGUGGAAGAUUCGGAUAGGGUUUGGUGGGACGUUGGGAUUGAUGAAUUAGAUUCGAAUCAGCUUGAAGACUACAUAAUUGCAUUGGAAGAGUUGAGGAAGAAUGUGGUGGCUCGGGCUGAUGAGAUGGAGGCGGCGGCGAGUGCUUGUUCAUCCGAUGAGAUGGUCAUGGCGGCGGCGAGUGCUUGUUCGUCCGAUUACGUAGUGGGCAUGGCGGCGGCGAGCGCUUGCUCCUCCGAUUACGUAGUGGGCAUGGCGGCUGCGAGUGCUAGUUCCUCCGAUUACGUAGUGGGCAUGGCGGCGGACAGUGCCUGUUUCUCCGAUGAGGUGGGCAUGGCGGCGGACAGUGCCUGUUCAUAUGACGAUAUUUUUAGGGAUAUUUUAGAUUUUGAGUUCACGGAUGCUGAUUUUGAGUUGCUUGGAUAGGGUUUUGAUCCGUGUAGGCUACAGUUUGUGAUUUGUGCAGAUUUCAAUGUAUAAAUUGAAUUGGAUUUUGAUAUUGUGAAUCAGUUGAAAUUUUGAUC
This is a messenger RNA of Cornus florida, 909 nucleotides long. Its product is annotated as agamous-like MADS-box protein AGL62. The transcript has a single exon. Lineage: Eukaryota; Viridiplantae; Streptophyta; Magnoliopsida; Cornales; Cornaceae. Gene Ontology annotation, biological process: regulation of transcription by RNA polymerase II. The record is from RefSeq and is a predicted model, not a curated record. Bases 89 to 811 code for a protein of 240 amino acids. Gene Ontology annotation, molecular function: protein dimerization activity; RNA polymerase II cis-regulatory region sequence-specific DNA binding; DNA-binding transcription factor activity, RNA polymerase II-specific.